This is a messenger RNA of Sinocyclocheilus anshuiensis, 648 nucleotides long. RefSeq lists its product as uncharacterized. Lineage: Eukaryota; Metazoa; Chordata; Actinopteri; Cypriniformes; Cyprinidae. Bases 1 to 648 code for a protein of 215 amino acids. The record is from RefSeq and is a predicted model, not a curated record. The transcript is spliced from 5 exons.
AUGCCGCCUAUUACCAUUGUGGUGUGCUACUAUGCAAAGCCAGUUAAAAUCAUUCAGCAUCCUGUUUUGGACUCACAUCAUGUAGGAGACUCAGUGAAUCUUCAUUGUUCAAUCUUUGGUGAGAGUUGUUCAGGAGGGCAGAGUGUCUACUGGCUUAGAAGAGAGUCCCAUUCAGGAAUCAUUUACACUGAUGGAGACAGAAAAGAUCAAUGUGAGACGAUCUCUGUGACUGGAUCAACUGUACAGAGCUGUGUGCACAAAGUCCCCAAAAGCCUGGCCAGUGAUGAAACUUACUUUUGCAGUGUGGUCACAUGUGGAAAGCUAAUCGUUGGAAAUGGAACUAAACUGAUAGCUGAUGUUGUUCCCCAGAAAACAAUGGCCUAUAUCAUCACACUGCUCUCUGCUGUAUUAGUGAUAUCAGUGAUGGCGAAUAUAAUCAUGGUAUUGUUAUGGAGAAGAACUACACACAGAGGUGUUGACCAUGUACAGUCUACAGCCCAGACUGCAGACAUAGAAAAUUAUGCAUCGCUGAAGUUCUCUCCACACCAGCCUACACGAAAAAUGAAAAGCCGUGAAGAGGCAACCUCUGUCGUCUAUGCAUCUGUCCAUCAAACAAGAAGCAUAAAACAAGGAUCUCCUCAUUCUUAA